UCUCGAUUCCGCAUACUUUUUUUAGCUCUAUUUUUUAUUUGAUAAUUUGAGCAUCCUGUCAAGAAAAUAAUAAUAAUCAGCACAUUGAGCAUUCGAUUGACAUAAAAAUCAUUCAAAUCGGUUAAGAAUUAAAAAAAUAAUGACUCAAAACAUGAACCCGGGAAUGAAAAGAUUCCUACCCUAAAUUACAAAUUUUUAUUUUCUUUUAAUUAAAGCUUUAUUGGCAAUGAAGGAGAGCCAGAACAUUACGAAUUAAUGUUUCAAGUAAAAGAUUAUUGUUUUGCACGUGAAGACCGAAUUGUUGGUGUGGGUGUUUUGCAGCUUUCUCAAGUUCUCGAACAAGGUUCCUAUGCUUGUUGGGUACAACUUGGUCGGCGUUUAUUUAUUGAUGAAACUGGACUUAUUCUUUUGAGGAUACUUAGUCAAAGACAGAAUGAUGAAAUUGCCAAAGAAUUUGUUCGACUAAAAACUGAAUGCCGUUAUGAAACGGAAGGUCAAGGAUUAGCUAAUUCUGCUUCUUCACAAAGACUUGUAGCUGGUCGUUAG
Molecule: messenger RNA, 546 nt
Organism: Meloidogyne enterolobii
Lineage: Eukaryota; Metazoa; Nematoda; Chromadorea; Rhabditida; Meloidogynidae
Source: the annotation of a GenBank genome assembly